Molecule: messenger RNA, 3809 nt
Organism: Sinocyclocheilus rhinocerous
Lineage: Eukaryota; Metazoa; Chordata; Actinopteri; Cypriniformes; Cyprinidae
Product: eukaryotic translation initiation factor 4E transporter-like
Exons: 16
Coding region: 700-2949 (749 amino acids)
Biological process (GO): negative regulation of translation
Cellular component (GO): nucleus; cytoplasm
Molecular function (GO): mRNA binding
Source: RefSeq, a predicted model, not a curated record
UGAAGAAAUUCGCCACUCUGCGACUGAACAGAGACGUAAGAGAGAGCUCAGAGAAAGUACCCCGAGGUACAUUGAUUGUUGCAGUCGGACUACAAGCUUAAAUUAAGUGAUCGAACCCAGUUAGCUGCUGGAAUUUGUCCUAAUAUAUGUGAGCUUUAGUGUAUUGACGCGCUUUUUUUAUGUACGUUGUGCAGCUUUAUGAGUGGGGAUAAGUUUCCUAGCCUGCUAACCCGGCUCACUAGCCUAUAAAUAAACAAACACGGAUUUUUUUUUUAUUGAAGUUUUUCGCUCUCACGAAAAAAACCCAAAGGAGAAACCAGCCAAAAGUGUAAUUUAAAAGCAGAAACGGUGCAAAUAGAGCCGUUUGUCCAUAAGAACCGAAGUAAAUAGUCGGCGUCGGCUUGUUGAGUUUAGCCAGUUUGCUAAUGAAAUGCUCCUCUCUGCCAAUUAGCGAUUAAAUAUGGAGUGACAAGGGCUAUCCGAACCUCCUGUCAAGAUUGUCGACAGAGAAACUUUAAUUUUAGGCAGAAAGCUUCAUCCGCGUCCUGUCUGAAAUCUGGACUGACUGUAGCAUCUCUUGUACGUUAGUUUGGUAUAAGACAGGUAGCCAGAAGCUAACUGAGGUAACGUUAUCCAGGCGAGGAGAGAGACGGUGCUGUGACACCGUUUCAAAUAUCAGUUUGACCACCCGCCUGAGUCAUGGAGAAGGAUGAAAAUGGUGAAAACAUAGUGGAAACGGUGAAGGACUCAGUAGUGACCUCCGCCUAUAGAUAUACCAAGGAAGAGCUUAUGGAAAUCAAAGAACUGGCAAUUUCCAACGAGAGGCCAGAGUGUCUAUCAGAGAAAUAUGACAGUGAUGGGGUCUGGGACCCUGAAAAAUGGCAUGCCUCACUAUAUCCCUCUUCAGAAAACAGCUGUCCAACAGAAGGAUACAAGAAAGAUUAUGCAGAGGAUAGAGUUCCGCUAAAACGCAGAAUUGCAGAUCCUCGGGAACGUGUAAAAGAUGAUGAUCUUGAGGUGGUUCUUAGUCCACAGCGACGUAGUUUUGGUGGGGGUUGUCAAGUGGCACCCACUGCCCUCCCUCGCCGCCCCAUCAGCCCUCUGGAGAACAAAGAGAACGAGUCACUUCGUUUGGGGGGCGCACGUCGCAUAGGGAGUGGCCGUAUCAUUGCAUCACGUGUAUUUGAGAGGGACGCACGAGUUGACAAGGAGAGGGAGCGAGACCGAGAACGUGAAUUUAAGGACAAGAGAUUUAGGAGAGACUUUGGAGACAAAAGAGUGUUCAGUGAGAGAAGAAGAAAUGAUUCCUAUGCUGAAGAGGAGCCAGAGUGGUUCUCUGGUGGGCCCACUAGUCAGUCAGAGACCAUUGAGCUCAUUGGCUUUGAUGACAAGAUCUUUGAGGAUGACAAGCGGAGGACCAAGCGUUCCAGGAAGAAGCCAGAGUCUGUUAAAGAAGUUGAAUGUAAUGGUGGGCUCUCUGAAGACCCUGAAGUAGUUCAACAGUCAGGAGCUGACCAAGAGGUUCCACAUGCCGAGGUUCUUCCUGAGCAAACCCCUGGAGAAUUUGACUUCAAUGAGUUUUUCAAUCUUGAAAAGACCAUGCCUGGCCUGGCUUCGUUACAGCAGCAGUCAGUGGAUCCUGCUCUUGUGCCCUUAUCGGAGGCACAGGUACCUGCCUCUCAGCAGAAAAACAUCUUUCAGGAAUUAUUGGUUGCCCCUCAUGGCCCUGUUCCUGCCCCUGUGCCUGGCUUCGUACACCACCGUGCUUCACCCCCACUCUUCCCACAGAGACAGGACUUUUUCCCAGGCAUGCCACCUGCAACAGGGUUCCCUGCUAGCCCACAAACUGUGUUAGAUCAAAUUCCAGACUUGCAUCGGGCCAGGAAUACACCACAGAUGAGAGCUUUGCCAAUGGGAGUGGACCAGGCCAGUCUGGAAGCUUUGUUUCAGCAGGAACUGGCAGUUCUUAAUCACCCACAGUACCAACAAGGCUACAACAAACAGGCUCACGAUAAGGCAUUUCGUAACAGACCAACCAGGAUGAACCGUUCACCUGGGCCUCACCUGCCUGGACGGACAUCACCUGGCAAUACAGUAACAAGUGUGCUGUCUCCAUCUUUCACUCCCACUUCUGUGAUCAAAAAAAUGUACGAGUCAAAAGAGAAAGGUCGAGAUGAUCCUGGGAGUAGACCAGGAAGUAAAGAGGAGACCGUGAACUCCCAUAACUCACAGGAGGAUGGGCCUCCAUCACCCAGUUCCUUUCUGGAAGAUGUGGACACAAGUGGUCCUCAGACUGGUGGGGUAAAGGCAUGCUCCACCCCCGUUCCUACUCCAAAUCGUCAUAGUAAAGACCCAGACCGACCUAGGCCUCCUUCAACAACUGGCCACCACACUCCCACCAUGCUGUCACCAGGGCCCUCUUCUCCCUUCCCCAGGCCCCAGAUGUAUCCAGUUCCUUUGCUUCCCCAUGUCCCUUUGAUCAGACCUCCACCCCAGCUUCAUCCCAGUGUGAUGCAGAGGAUGCUGGCUCAGGGCAUCCAGCCUCAACAGCUCGGACCCACAUUAUUACAAACAGGCAUGUUCCCUCAGGCUGUAGACCUGUCUCAGCUUCAGGGUUUGCCCCCAGCCCUCUUAGGGCAGCCUCUGUAUCCCCUUGGUCCUGCAGGGCAUCCACUCAUGGCCCCUAGAGCUGCAGGAACACACAUGCAGUUAGCAGUCAUGCAGCAACGGCUUCAACAGCAGCAGAGACCAAAUCUGCCAGUGGCUCCAUCGGGAGGCCCCCAGUCACAGAGCCACGGUCCUCAUUGGACAAACCAUUCACAGCAAAGAGGUGGUAGCCCUCCUCUGGGUCUGGCCAAGUGGUUUGGUUCUGACGUGCUGCAACAGUCCCUCCCUUCUAUGCCGUCUACUAAAGUAAUCAGUGUUGACGAGCUCGAGUUCCACCAGUGAUGACAUCCUGUGACCAGUCAGCAGGAGUGAAGCAAGACAUCCCUUCCCUUCCCCACUACCCUCUAGUUGGAAAGAUAUGAACUUUGAUUUCUACUAUAAUGUACAGAUGUCAGAGCCCUGUCUAUUUUUCUGUGCUCUGUCUGAAACCCUUGCAGUUGCUAAAUUUCUUUUAUUUAAUUUUUUUUUAAAAGGCCUGAAGUUGAGGAAAAAGGGAAAAGACACUGGGUUUUUUUCCUACCGCUUUUGUCACAAAGUAGUUUCUCAUAGUUUUUGUUUUGAAUUUUCAGUUUUUGCAGUAAAGUAAAUAAUGUAUAGGCCUGAAUUUGUACAGAUUAUGUAUUUUCAGAUUAUUACAAAACAGAUUAUUUUCUGUCUUUAUGUGGGGAAGGUUAUCCUGCUAUUGACAAACUGGAAAGUUGCGUUUUGUCCAGUCACAAUGUCUGCACAAUGUUCCAUGUUUCCCAUCUAGGGUUGAUCUGGGCGGAAAAGGGCGCCACUGCUGAUUGCCGGUUUGUUGGAAAGGAGAUGUUUGUGUGUAGCAAUUUAAUGCAUCCCUAAUCCAGAGAUACAUGCCCUUGAAACUUUUGCUGGAAUAUUGAAGCCAGCAUGUUCUGCAAGAGGGGACAGUCUUCCACCCCAAGAAGUGAAUGCUAGUUGUGCCUUUGUUUCCUUUUGAUGUGUGUUGUUUUUUUUUUUUUUUAAGCAAAAAGCCCUCCCAUCCCUUCUCCAGCCAGUCUUGGUCACCGUAUGAGAAGCACUGCUCUGAAUCACAUUUGUUUUAGGGUGGCAGGGGUUGGAAAUUAAGUAAUGUGCUAUUAAUUUAAGAAGCACAAAUAGUUGAUAAAUAUAAAAAAAAUAAA